Messenger RNA from Neoarius graeffei (lesser salmon catfish), 1542 nucleotides. RefSeq names its product solute carrier family 2, facilitated glucose transporter member 5-like. Gene Ontology annotation, cellular component: membrane. Gene Ontology annotation, biological process: monosaccharide transmembrane transport. Gene Ontology annotation, molecular function: hexose transmembrane transporter activity. The coding region runs from base 1 to 1542 and encodes 513 amino acids. Lineage: Eukaryota; Metazoa; Chordata; Actinopteri; Siluriformes; Ariidae. The record is from RefSeq and is a predicted model, not a curated record. The transcript is spliced from 13 exons.
AUGGAGAGAAAAUCAGACAUCUAUAUGGAGAACCUGGGGGAAAGAAAAGGGAAACUCACUCCGCUGUUGGCUUUUGCUACCCUGAUCUCUGCAUUUGGCUCGUCUUUUCAGUAUGGCUACAACGUGGCUGUUAUUAAUUCCCCAGCCCCGGACAUGCAGAGGUUCUACGCCAAUGUAUCUGAGAGUCGCAAUAGCACGGUCACCGGUGAUGUAUUAACUCUGCUAUGGUCCCUUACUGUGUCCAUGUACCCCCUGGGGGGGUUCUUUGGCUCUCUCAUGGUGGCACCACUGGUGAAUAAUUUAGGAAGGAAAGGUACCUUGCUGUUCAAUAACAUCUUCUCAAUUGGCCCUGCUAUAAUGAUGGGUGUGAGUGAGGUGCUGGGCUCUUUUGAGAUCAUUAUCGUGGGUCGUUUUAUUGUGGGCAUCUGUGCUGGCCUUUCAUCCAAUGUGGUGCCAAUGUAUUUAGGAGAACUGGCCCCGAAGAACCUGAGAGGAGCUAUUGGGAUUGUGCCUCAGCUUUUCAUUACUAUAGGCAUCCUCACUGCCCAGGUGUUCGGUAUCCGAAAUAUUCUUGGCAACGCCGAAGGUUGGCCCCUCAUGCUGGGUCUCACUGGCGUUCCUGCUCUCAUUGAGCUGCUUCUGUUACCCUUCUUUCCUGAGAGUCCCCGCUACAUGCUCAUUCAGAAAGGCGACACCAAUAAUGCCAGGGCUGCACUGCAGCGUCUGAGAGGAUGGAAGGACGUAGAAGAGGAGAUGACAGAGAUGCAACUUGAAGAGCAGUCAGAGAGAGCCGAGGGCCAGCUUUCUGUGCUAAAGCUCUUCACCUUCCGCUCUCUGCGCUGGCAGCUGUUGUCCAUAAUCAUCAUGAACAUGGGCCAGCAGUUGUCAGGAGUGAACGCUAUUUAUUACUAUGCGGACAGCAUCUUUUCUUCAGCCGGAGUGAAAGAGAACCACGUUCAGUAUGUGACAGUUGGAACAGGGACUGUCAAUGUCCUUAUGACCUUUGCUGCAGUGUUUAUAGUGGAAGCCUCUGGCAGGAAACUGCUGCUUUUGAUUGGGUUCGGGAUCUGCUGUGUAGCCUGCCUGACCCUCACUGUAGCUCUCAGCUUGCAGGAGACGAUGCACUGGAUGCCCUAUGUCAGCAUCGCUUGUGUCAUCAUUUAUGUCAUUGGCCACGCCAUAGGCCCGAGUCCGAUUCCCACCGUGGUUACCACAGAGAUUUUUCGCCAGUCCUCGAGACCUGCAGCUUUUAUGGUGGCAGGUUCUGUGCACUGGCUUUCCAACUUCACCGUAGGUCUGGUGUUCCCCUUCCUAGAGAAAGGCCUGGGGGCCUACAGCUUCAUCGUCUUUGCUUUCAUCUGCCUUGUCACAUUCAUCUACAUCUGGGUGGUUAUCCCAGAAACUAAGGGUGCCACCUUCUUGGAGAUCAGCAAGCUGUUUGCUAAAAGGAACAAGGUGGAGAUCGCAGUGGAUGAUGAAGAUUGGAGGAUGAAAGAGUCUGGAAUGAUAAACCAUGAAAAGGAUGUAAUUACAGCUUUCUAA